Molecule: messenger RNA, 1295 nt
Organism: Polistes dominula (European paper wasp)
Lineage: Eukaryota; Metazoa; Arthropoda; Insecta; Hymenoptera; Vespidae
Product: putative ATP-dependent RNA helicase DDX43
Molecular function (GO): RNA binding; ATP binding
Source: RefSeq, a predicted model, not a curated record
CCGACCCUGAGUGUACAUCUCCUAAAAGAAAAUCAGGAUGCUAUAAAAAAAAGACAAAAAAAAUGAGCAACAAGCUCAGGUCAGUAAUGAAAUAUUAUAACGAUGAACGAAACAAUGAAAACAAUUUACAAGAGGAUGAUACAAAGGUUUUAACUAUUACAAUAUAUAUAAUUGAAAUAAAUGAUUUCAAUAUAGAUGAAAUUAAUAUUAGAAAUAUAGAAAAAGCAAGUAACACUGAAAUUUUUGUAGAUGAGCUCACUUUAACUCCAAAUGUAUUAAUAAAUGUAACCGGAACUUUGACGGCAAUAAUAGAUGCAAAAAUAAUGAUAUAUAAUCAGUUAAAGAGACAAGCAUCUAUUCUUAAUGAAACAAUAAAUAAUUAUAUGCCAAAUGGUGAUACAAGAUUACGAUUAAAUAAAUCAUUUAUAACUAUGCCUAUAGAUGCUAAUAUUGUAAGUAGAUUUAUUGGAAAGGAAAGAGAAAAUAUUAAUAAAUUAGAAGAUGAAAGUAAUACAAUAAUUCGCAUAAAAAUGCCAAAUAAAAGUAAUCCGUAUCCAACCAUUGUUAUAAUCGGAUUUCCAAUAUCAUUACGUAGAGCAAGAAUUCUAAUUAAAAAAUUUUUAAAAAAAUUAUCAUCUAAUGAGGAAAAUAGUUAUCAAAGUCUGACGAUGGAUGAAUGUAAUGAUGUAAGCCUACCAUUAAAAAAUUCUCAUAUAAUCAAGAACUUAUAUAGAGAAGAUCUAGCUAUUGUUAACAUGCCUGAAAAAACUGUAAAAAGAAUUAGAACAGAUAAUAACAUCGAAGUUAAAUAUAUAAAUGAAUUUCAUAACGAUUUUCCAAUUCCUAAACCAAUAUUAACGUUCAAACAAGCAUUCAACAAUCAUCCAACUAUGUUGAAGAAAAUAAAGGAACAAGGUUUAAAAAAACCAAACCCCUUCGAAUGUCAAGCAUUGCCAAUAUUGCUCAGUGGUAAAGAUAUGCUUGGAAUAUCACCAUCAUCAUUAGACAAAACGUUAGCUUUCUUGUUACCUGCUUUGAUACAUAUCUCUAAACAAACCUCUUUUCAUAAUGGUAAUGGUCCUAAUGUUCUUAUCUUGGUUGCAAAUAAAAUACAAGCACAAAAAAUACAACAAGAAGUUCAAAGAUUUUCUUAUUUCGGAAUUAAAGCCGCUAAUUUAUCAACAUCAGUUAGGGAUUUCGCUAAAUCAUAUAUGACAAAUCCAAUUGAACUAUAUGUCCGACCAGUUUGCCAUGAAGUACAAUUUGUUAUUCGUGAAGUAAACAAAUUUCGUUAA